Paramecium tetraurelia is the source of this 1524-nucleotide messenger RNA. RefSeq lists its product as uncharacterized. The transcript is spliced from 6 exons. The record is from RefSeq and is a predicted model, not a curated record. Lineage: Eukaryota; Ciliophora; Oligohymenophorea; Peniculida; Parameciidae.
AUGAAAGCAAAUGAUGGUCUUAUAUUAAUUUAGAAAUCUGCAUCAGAAGAAGAUUGUUUAUUUUGUUAGAAAUAUGGAAGAUUACCAAUCAUAAGGAUUAAUUUCGCCCCGCUUUUGAAUAGAGCACUUUAUACAAAAUAUUCAUCAUCCCAAUGGCGAGGUAAAAAAUUUGAGGAUUUCUUUUCAACUAAGCCAAUUUAAUGGAUUAUUUAAUAUAAAGACAAAUUGGCAUAUGGCGAUCAAGAUGAAUUUUUGAAGAGAUUUUAUCCACAUAGAGAUCAAUCAGGUAAAUUUGAUCAACUCUUAGAAUAUUACAAAUAUCAUAAGGAUAUUCCUAGAAUGUUUUCGCCAAAACUCUCAGAUUUAGCAAUAUACUUUUAUGAAAAAAAGAAACAACUGGAGUAUAGGAAAAUUAAAUUAAUGUUAGGUAUUCCAAUUGAAGAGGAUAGCAAUUGCACUGAAUAUGAGAAAUUAUAGGAAGAUAUUAAGGUGCUCAACAGUAUUACUUUACAAACCCAAGUAUCCAGUCUUUCCUUAUUAAGAGAUAUGUUGAAAUCAAAGGGAAAUGAAGAGAUUGUGAACAUUGAUGCCACUUGGAUGACUAUGGUAAAUAAUCAACAACUUAAAACUUCAUAAUAGCCAUCUAAUCUAAAAUUACUCAAAUAAUUGAUAUCCAAAAAUACUUAAUUUUACAAGGAUAAAUUACAUACAAAUGAUCCUGGAUUUAGUAAAAGAACUGUUUAGAAUUCCCCUUCUUAAAAAUUACAUUUCAAAACACUCUCAAAAGACACUUCCUAAAAGUCAUUACUAUCCUCUAACAAACAAAUAAAUAAUAGCAAUGGAGAUGGUGAAUUUAAGAAGUUCUUGAAAUAGCAAAUGCUUGCAAUCAAUCAUUCCAAUCCUUGUCAUCAUCAUAAUGUGAAGUAACAAGCCAAACCUAUAUUUAUACCUAAUUAUCAAUCACAAUAAAAUAGUAUUCAUCAGAUCAUGAGCACAAGAAGCAUCUCGUCUGAAUAGUUAAAAUUAAUUUAAUCCUAAUAAAUCCUAAAACCUAACCUUUCUAAUAAUAUAAACUAGUAAUCUAAACACAAAAAAAGUUAAACAUAAACUCAUUAUACAGAAAUCAAUUCUCCAAAUAAAUAGACUAAAUAGGCUUCAAAUAACAUACAAAAUAAUAUAGGAAUAGACUUUAAACCACCUUUGAGCCAUACGAAAUCAACAGAUAAAUUGUUUAAAGCUUAUACUUCGUAAUCAUCAAUUCCUUUAUCAGCAAACAUCAAUAUUAACAUUAAUUAGUUAAACAUGAAUAAUCUCAAUAUCAAAUCUUCAUUUUAACAAUAUAAAGCUAUGCUCGAAAGUCCAAAAGUUAAUACCAAGAAAAAGACUUAAUCCAAUGUUGAAACCUUAAGAGUAAACAACAGUGGCACUUCAAAAAGUAAAACUUCUUUAAAAAAAACAUAGCUCUCAGUUUAAUAAUUAUUUGCUUAAAAAAUCAUAUCCAAGAAUAAGAUUUCUUAAAAAUGA